AUUAUUUAUUCAUUUAUACGUAUUUAUUAUGGAAAUAGGUCUUUAUUAUGUAAGAUUUCUUAUACUAUACUGAUGUAAAGUCCUUGAAUAUUUAAAGAGAUACAAGUGAAAGGUAUUUCAAUAUAACUUGAAACACAUUGACUGUAGAUGUUCAGUAUAGGCUUCAAAACUUUCUGUUAACGUUUUACGGCUUCAUUAAGAAUUUAUGGUAACAUAUAUUCCAUUAUUUCAAUUAAUAUUAUUUUUCCAUUAAUACAUUCUGGUAUGAAAGAUUCUAAGCAUUAAUUGUAUGUAUGUAUGUGUAUGUAUGUUUAUGUAUAUGUGUGUGUACAAGACAAAUUUGUUAACAGUCAAGCAGAAUAUGAUCUAUUCUUUGUAAGGUAUGUUUGCUUAUGGAAGGAAGAUAAGGGAGCUGAGAUAUUGAAAGUGAAAAUAAGAUGAAAAUGAAACGUGAGUGAGUUAAGCAAGAAAAUAACAAAUAUUACAAAGAACGAUAAGAAUGAUCAAAUAUAUAUGUAUGAAUGUGGAGUGGGGAUGAGAAAGGCUACAGAGUGUAUGUGAGGAAAAGGAGGAAUAGUCUUUAAUAGACUAUUCUAAGCGAGGAAUAACAAAUAAAAGGUCCUAAAUGGAUCAAAUUUUGAAUAGUUCAAAGAAAAAGUAAAGAGUUGUAAUAUCUUAAUUAUAAUAUCUUUGUCAAUAAAAUCCUUAACAAUCAAAAAAGUAAAUAGUCCCGGGUUAAUUAAUCUGUAUUCUUCAGCAAUGAAACUGUAUUCUGUAUCCGAUGGUCCACCAUCUCUCGCAUGUCGUCAGGCGCUGAAGGUUUUAAAAAUUAAUUAUGAAUUGAUUGAUGUAGAUUUUGGUAAAGGGGAUCAUAUGACUGAAGAAUAUGAGAAGCUUAAUCCUCAAAAAGAAAUACCUGUUUUGGUUGACGAUGAUCUUAUAAUGGGAGAAAGCAAUGCCAUUUUACAAUACCUUGGCGAUAAGUAUGACGUAUCCGGAACAUUAUAUCCAAAGGAUCCAAGAGAACGUGCUAUUGUUAAUCAUCGUCUUUGUUUCAAUCUUGCUUAUUAUUAUCGUAAUAUUUCGGAAUACGUGAUGGCACCUAUAUUUUUUGACUAUAAAAGAACUCCACUGGGCUUGAAGAAAGUGAAAAUGGCUUUGGAUAUUUUCAAUACAUAUUUACAACGUGAAAAUACAAUAUAUGCUGCUGGUAAUCACUUAACUAUUGCGGAUUUUCCAUUGAUCACGAGUACAAUGUGUCUGGAGGCAAUUUCUUUCAAGUUGGACCAAUGGCCUUGCGUGGAGAAAUGGUAUAGUCAUUUUAAACAAUUUUAUCCAGAAUUGUGGAAAAUUGCAGAGGGUGGUAUGAAGGAAAUAAGUUAUUACGAAAAAAAUCCACCUGAUUUAUCUGAUAUGAAUCAUCCCAUUCACCCGAUUCGAAAAAUUAAAUAAGCGUACUAAAUGUUAAAUAAGCGUACUAAAAUCUUUAAGGUAUGAUUAAAUAUCUCUCAAGUUUUUUGUUUUGCAUUUUAAGAAUUUUUGAUUUUUUUCUAUAUACACAUGCACACAAAAUGCACAAAUUAAUAAAUUGUUCUCUCAUUUCUUAUUAAUAAAUUAA
Vespa crabro (European hornet) is the source of this 1618-nucleotide messenger RNA. It is a transcript of the gene gfzf, whose product is annotated as glutathione S-transferase 1-like. Gene Ontology annotation, molecular function: glutathione transferase activity. The record is from RefSeq and is a predicted model, not a curated record. The transcript has 6 exons. NCBI's taxonomy places the organism in Eukaryota, Metazoa, Arthropoda, Insecta, Hymenoptera, Vespidae. Bases 760 to 1452 code for a protein of 230 amino acids. Gene Ontology annotation, biological process: glutathione metabolic process.